Molecule: messenger RNA, 644 nt
Organism: Centruroides sculpturatus (bark scorpion)
Lineage: Eukaryota; Metazoa; Arthropoda; Arachnida; Scorpiones; Buthidae
Exons: 4
Coding region: 70-555 (161 amino acids)
Source: RefSeq, a predicted model, not a curated record
CAAAUCUUUUGAAAAUUUGUCUUUUGUUCUUUUCGAAUAGUUUAAAAAACGAAUUAUUUUUUCUUUAAAAUGCCUUAUUAUAAAUUCUUUAAGUCUGUUCAUGGAGCUUUUCUAAUACCUGAAAUGUUCGCGAGUAUGCUGUCGACUUUCUUCAUAGUUUUUCCAAUAGACAAGUAUCAGAAAAGAAAUGUAGACUUAAAAUGGGAAACUGCAUUUCUGUACGCAGUUUCCUUCUAUUGUUUCGCAUCUUCGACACUUCACUUCUUUGUAUUUCUCUGUUCUUCAGAUACAGCAAAACACUUUCCUAAAAUGAUAUUUUAUUUACAUCAUCAUUUAAUAGCGGCCAGUCUUUGUCUUGUAAUGGGAUCGUGGGAGGUAUAUUCAGAAGUACGCGAACAUGUUUCUGUUCUAAACCUUGCCCAUUACACAGCUGGGAUGUUGACAUUAAUAAACUUUGUUCUGUUUGCUGGAGGAUUUCUCUCUUUGUACCAUGAACAAGGAGGAAACUUGUUUACAAUGGCUCGUGCUUUAAGAAGAGGAAGACGAAGAUAUUAAUUGAAAAAAUAUUCAUAAUUCAGUAGAAUAUUAUAAAUAUUUUUCAUAUCCGACUUAUAAAUAAUUAUGUUUAAAAUAAAAUGUGAAGU